AUGGAAGAGGACGGGAAAAUGCCCGACAACGACUCCAAGAAGCCGUUUAGAAAAUUGUGGUGCGACGAGGACGAGAUCACCAUUCUCAAGGGCCUUCCUGAUUUCAUUUCGAAAACUGGAAAUGACCCGUUGAAGUACGUUGAUGCUUUUUACAAUUUCGUUAUCAAGUCACUUCAAGUGGAUGCUAACCGCGCCCAGCUGAAGGAUAAGGUUCGAAGGCUGAAGAAGAAGUUCGAGACACAUGCAUGCAAAGGGAAGAACGGAGAGAGCCCCAAAUUCCCCAAAGCCCACGACCAGAAAGCUUUUGAAUUGGCCAACAAGGUAUGGGGCAGUGGAGCCAAUGAAGCAGCUGGUAAACCUCCCAAGAAGGAAGCCAAUAGUAGCAGCAAGAACGUGGCUUCUUCUGCAAAGAAAGCGAAAGCCGAAGCUAGACAGGAACCACCACCACCGGAAUCCGAUAUGCAAGAUGUAAAGGCUGAUGAUACAAGUGUGCUUUUGAGUGAAAUGUCUGGGCUGAAUGAGGAUGUGGUGAAGAAGGGAUUGGAGUUAAUUGGAGCAUCUAAGAGGGCUCAGUUGGCGGGAAGGUGGAAGAAGAUACAGGUUGCGGAGCUGGAGCUGUUUGCUAAGCGUGCUCAACUGGUUGAGGAGCAGACUAGGUUGAUUUUGGAGGCUUACAAGUCAUCAAAGAAUUAG
Molecule: messenger RNA, 693 nt
Organism: Lotus japonicus
Lineage: Eukaryota; Viridiplantae; Streptophyta; Magnoliopsida; Fabales; Fabaceae
Product: GLABROUS1 enhancer-binding protein-like
Exons: 2
Coding region: 1-693 (230 amino acids)
Biological process (GO): regulation of DNA-templated transcription
Cellular component (GO): nucleus
Source: RefSeq, a predicted model, not a curated record